GCGUGCGCAGUGCUCCCGGACUGUGCCUGUCGGAGGAGAACGGGGUUCCGCGCGGGAAUUCGCGCCUGGAGGUAUUCGGCGGGGGACGGCGGGAGCGACGGAAGCGGUGGGGGAGCCGGGACUCGCGCCUGCGCAGUGGGGAUGAGCCGCUGAGUUUUCCGGACCGCGGUGGGGUUCACGGGGAGCACUUGGGAGGCGGACCGCGGUGGGGUUCACGGGGAGCACUUGGGAGGAGUCGGCUCCGCCACCUUUCCCAAAACCUCGUGAGCUCGCACGUGUCACCCAUUGGUCCUGUCGAGUCUGUGGCAGUGCUUCCCGAUGAACCUUUGAAGGGUUUGUGUCCUAGCUCCCCAGCGGAUAAGCCACAAGUGCUUAGAAACUAACUAGAGUUGAUUCACUCAGGAAAAGAUAAUUUUAUAUAGGCCGGCUACCACUCAGCGUUAGCCACUGGAUAGAAUGGCGGAGUGUGGAAUCCCAGAGCCCUUUAUCUUCUUUUUCUCUUGGUUAUCUCCGGGGUAAGGCAUGAAUUAGAAAUACCGUCUCUGUGUAAAGUCCAUGUACGCUGACUACUGAUAGAUGCAAUGAUGCCAUCUUUGAUGACGACCAGUGCUUUGAUUAGGAUCUAGCAGGAAACACGAACUCCCCAGUUUCACGUGAACAUUGUACAGUUACAGUUUUGGUUUUUUAAAGAUUACUUAUUUAUUUUAUAUAUAUGAGUAUACUGUGGCUGUACUGAUGGUUGUGAACCAUCAUGUCGUUUCUGGGACUUUGAAUUCAGAACCUUUACUUGCUCCGGAGGAUCCUGCUCGCUCCAGCCUAAAGGUUUAUUUAUUAUUAUAUUCUCACUGUUAGAGUUGCAGCUGAUGACCUGAGGUGAUGAGAAGGUUUUUGUUACUUUAUGCUACACAGCGAGGACAGGCAAAGGCCAUAGCAGAAGAAAUAAGUGAGCAGGCUGUGUCACACGGGUUUUCCGCAGAUCUUCACUGUAUCAGUGAGUCAGAAAAGUAUGAUCUGAAAACAGAAACUGGCCCUCUGGUGAUGGUUGUAUCUACCACGGGUACAGGAGACCCACCUGACACAGCCCGGAAGUUUGUUAAAGAAAUACACAACAAGACACUCCCCACGGACUAUUUUGCUCACCUGCAAUAUGGAUUAUUGGGCUUGGGUGACUCAGAAUACACAUACUUCUGCAAUGGAGGGAAAGUAAUUGAUAAACGACUUCAGGAGCUUGGAGCCCAGCGUUUCUACGACACCGGACAUGCCGAUGACUGUGUCGGUUUAGAGCUUGUGGUAGAGCCGUGGAUUGAUGGACUCUGGGCUGCUCUCACAAAGCACUUUAAGUCACUCGGAGGACAAGAAAACAUGAGUGACACACUCUCACGAGCAUCAGAUGCCCCCUUGAGCACUGCCAUGAAGCCGGAGUUGUUGCACAUCCAGUCACAAGUUGAACUGCUGAGAUUAGAGGACAUGGGGGAAAGGGAUUCUGAGCUUCGGGAACAAAAUGAGACAAACAGGGGUCAGCAGGGUCGGAUCGAAGACUUUGACUCCUCGCUUGUGCACUCGGUCCCCCCACUCUCCCAGAGCUCUCUAAGUAUUCCUGCUGUGCCCCCAGAGUAUUUGGAGGUCCAUCUUCAAGAGUCUCUUGGCCAGGAGGAAAACCAAGCAUCUGUGCCUUCAGGGGAUCCAAGUUUUCAAGUUCCAAUUUCAAAAGCCAUUCGGCUGACUACAAAUGAUGCCGUAAAGAGCACUCUGCUGUUGGAACUGGACAUUUCAAAAAUAGAGUUUUCCCAUCAACCUGGAGACUCCUUCAAUGUGACCUGUCCAAACAGUGAUCGUGAGGUAGAAGAACUGCUCCAAAGGCUGCAGCUGGCUGAUAAACGAGCUCACCGUGUCAUCUUGAAAAUUAAGACGGACACUAAGAAGAAAGGAGCUGCCCUGCCUGCGCAUGUGCCUGAGGGGCGUUCUCUCCAGUUCAUCCUCACCUGGUGUCUUGAAAUACGAGCAGUUCCUAAAAAGGCCUUUUUGCGGGCCCUUGCCGAGCACACCAGCAGUGCCACUGAAAAGCGGAGGCUGCAGGAGCUGUGCAGUAAACAAGGAGCCGCUGAUUACAACCGCUUCAUCCGAGAUGCCAGCGUCUGCCUGCUGGACCUCCUGCUCACCUUCCCGUCCUGCCAGCCUCCGCUCAGCCUACUGCUGGAGCACCUUCCUAAACUUCAGCCUCGACCGUACUCAUGUGCAAGCUCCAGCUUACGUCACCCAGACAAGCUUCACUUCGUGUUUAACAUCGUGGAGUUCCCACCUAGCACCACUGCAGCCUCCCUGAGGAAGGGAGUGUGCACGGGCUGGCUAGCCACAUUGGUUGCUCCAUUCCUUCAGCCAAACACAGACGUUUCGAAUGUAGACAGUGGUGACGCUCUGGCUCCUGAGAUACGUAUCUCUCCUCGGGCAACAAACGCUUUCCACUUACCAGAGGACCCGUCGGCCCCCAUCAUAAUGGUGGGUCCAGGAACUGGCGUAGCCCCCUUUGUUGGCUUCCUCCAGCACAGAGAAAAACUUCAAGAACAACACCCAGAUGGGAAAUUUGGAGCUAUGUGGCUGUUCUUUGGCUGCAGACACAAGGACAGAGACUACUUGUUCAGGGAGGAGCUCAGGCAUUUCCUCAAGACUGGGGUCUUGACUCAUCUGAAGGUCUCGUUCUCAAGAGACGCUGCCCCUGACGGGGAGGAGGCCCCAGCAAAGUAUGUGCAAGACAACCUCCAGCGGCACAGCCAGCAGGUGGCCAGGACCCUCCUUCAGGAGAAUGGCUACGUUUACGUGUGUGGAGACGCCAAGAAUAUGGCCAAGGACGUGAACGACACCCUCAUAGGAAUCAUAAGCAAUGAAGCUGGUGUUGACAAACUAGAAGCAAUGAAGACGCUGGCAACGUUAAAGCAAGAGAAACGAUAUCUGCAGGACAUCUGGUCCUAAACUGGAACAGAGACGCUUGGAAUUUGUUUUUGUUUUUGUUUGUUUGUUUGUUUUUUCUUGAAGUGCCAAAGGUCAAUUUUACAGAAGAUGAGUUUAAAAAUGUUUGGACAUUUCUUGGAGGUGGCUGUGUGGGGAACGGCUUGCUUACAGGUACAGCAGGUACAACCGCCUGACAGUCUCACAGGUUGUAUCCCACUCCUUACCUGUGGCCCCACCCAGCACAUCACUACGUGGAGGGGAAAGAGGCAGCUCCCACCUGGCACCCAUUGCACAUAGGCUCCCCAGGAGGACAGAUCAUCAUCCACGGCUCACCUGUGCCUGGGCACAUCUUGGAGAGCUUGUGGACAUACUAUCUUUCAAUGAAGUAUAUUCAAAGGAUAUUUAUAUUGGUGAUAUUUAAAUUAACACAGACAUGCAAAGCAUUCUUUUGCAUGUCUUUAUUUAAUUGUGGUUUUAUUAUCAAAAUUAUAUUUCUGAUAAAAUAUUUUAAUUUUGAGGUAAUCCUUACAAAAUGAAGGUUUUCAUGCAACUAGAAAUAUAUUUUGAAAUAUAUUUGAUAUAGUACUCUGCCAUUUUCAUCAUGUUAACUUUCAGUGUCACCAUCUUACAGCUUAGGGGCAUUUGCAUUCCCCUGACAAAGGUAUCAUGUGUACAGCUCAGUAGUGUGCCCUGUCCUUCUCAUGGACUCCAUUCAUGUCUGCUCCUCACUAACAGACUUGGGUUUUCCCAAUACCUGACUAUACUUUUGUGAUUCAGUUCAGCUUAAAGAACGCCAGUUAGGCCGGGCGUGGUGGCGCACGUCUUUAAUCCCAGCACUUGGGAGGCAGGCAGAGAUAGGCGGAUUUCUGAGUUUGAGGCCAGCCUGGUCUACAGAGUGAGUUCGAGGACAACCAGGGCUACACAGAGAAACCCUGUCUCGAAAACCAAAAACAAAAAAAAAGAACUCCAGUUAAGACUUCUAAUACCAAAUUCUCUUGCAAGUUAUGAAAAUAAAGUAUAUAAAAGGAUCCUGUGCUAUUGUGUGCGUGGUUGCUGAGACAAAAACUGGGACAAAGCAACUUACAGAGGGUAUUUUAGCUCAGUUCAGGUGUGGGGUCCACAGUGCUGAGGAAAUCAUAGUGGCAGAAGGAGGAGGUGACUGGUUACAUCCCGUCCAGUCAGGAAGGAAAAGAAAAGGAAAAGUGCCUCGCUGGCUUCCUCCUUUUCACACACUCCAAUACUUUAAUGCAUGGAACAGGUCUGCCUAUGUGUAGUGUGGGUGUCCACUUCAGCCUAGUGUAGAGGACCUCUCGAAGACAUGCCCAGGGGUUUUUUUCCAGUGAGGUUGUAGACCCUGCAAACCUAACUGUAACAUAGCCUUCACAAGCAUGAUAAACCCUCCCUGUUGUGUAUAGUAACGGUCUCAUUUUAUAGUCCACCUUUAAAACACAUCUCUACCUGGUGAAAAGUCAUCACAAGACUCCUAGGUCAUUAUAAGAAUUAAAGAUUUGAAAGAGUAAUAUAAUAUCAA
Molecule: messenger RNA, 4477 nt
Organism: Mus musculus (house mouse)
Lineage: Eukaryota; Metazoa; Chordata; Mammalia; Rodentia; Muridae
Gene: Mtrr
Product: 5-methyltetrahydrofolate-homocysteine methyltransferase reductase
Exons: 15
Coding region: 877-2967 (696 amino acids)
Biological process (GO): L-methionine biosynthetic process; cobalamin metabolic process; homocysteine metabolic process
Cellular component (GO): cytoplasm
Molecular function (GO): [methionine synthase] reductase (NADPH) activity; oxidoreductase activity; FMN binding
Source: RefSeq, marked validated